UGUAAUUGCUUUAGAUUACAAUGGCUUUGAGACUUAUAAAUACGUUCAAGCCUUGGCCCAAGCUCAUAGAUCUGAUCGAUGUUCCAUUAUCUCAUAUCCCUGAACCUGUCUACAAAACAUCAGUCGAUUGGCUCCACCAAUUUCCUAUUGGGACACUCGCUCCCUUUGUAUUGUGGUCGUUGAAUCAUAUUCUCACGAAUUUGGAACCAGGAGGUCCCAAAGGUGGGGACAAUGGUCAGCAACGUACUACUUCCAAAUCUCAUGUUGCAGUAUUUGUUGCACUAGCAAUGAUAUUGCGUAUUGAACCUAAUACUUUGGUUAUUGUAUUGCCGACUCUCAAGGAGUACAAGUAUCGAGGACAUGACAAGCUUCCGAUUAUAGUUUGGAUGGUGGCUCAGGCCUCCCAAGGUGAUUUAUCUGUAGGCUUGCAUUCAUGGGCGUCUAACUUGUUACCACUAGUACUAGUCGAUAGCAACCCUCACUCAAUGGAUCUCAUCCUGCAGUUGGUUGAGAAGAUUUUGUCUACUCCAAAUGCUCGGACCAUACUUUUAAAUGGAGUUAUUAUAGAGGAACUGCGACUGGUUUCACCUUAUGCAUUUGAGAUCUUGAUGCGGCGUGCAUUCCCAUCCGCAAGAGUAAAGGCUACAGAGAGGUUUGAGGCAAUUUAUCCCUUGUUGAAGGAAGUGGCUCUUGCCGGUGAACCAGGAAGCGAGUCAAUGAAACAAGUCACUCAACAAAUAUUCUAUUGUUCUUUGGUAAUAGCUGGAAAAGGAAAUCCUGCUUUAGCCACGGAAGCUACAGCAAUGGCUAUCUGGCUAAAGAAUAAAAAAGCCACCACUGAAGCUGACAAAUUUGCUCCGGUCGGAGAGAGAUCUCAACGAAAGUCAUCGUCACUCCCAGAAAGAAACUCACAGGUUAUAAUGGCGAAGCUAAGGCCUAGACAGUUGGAACUGAGCAAGACUGUUCCUUCCAAGUUGGGAUUUGAUGGAGAAGAAGACGCUUGGGUCUUUGUUAAAAAGCAGAGAAUCAUCAUUGUUUUGCCUUCUCUUCCACUACCUGAACAACAUCUCACUAUGGAGAAACCUGCAAUAACUUCUCAAUUAGAAGCUGAGUUAAGAGAAAGCAUGGAGGAUACGCAAGAAAGUACUUUUCUUCCCACUGUGGUACCUUCUCUUCCUCUGCCUGAACAUUUCAUUAUGCACAAGCCUGAAAAUUCUGAGUCUCAAGUUGAGUUAAGAGACGUUCUUGCGAAUACGCACAAAACUACUACUCCGGUUCCCACUGUGGUGGUACCUGCUCUUUCUCUACCUGAACAAUUCAUUUUGCACAAGCCUGAAACUUCUCAAUCACUAGUUGAGUUCAGAGACUGUAUUGCGGAUUCGCACGAAACUACUCCUCUUUAUACAGUGGUGCCUUCUCUUCCGGUAACUGAACAUUUCACUUUGCAGAAGCCUGCAUCUUCUCAGUCACAAGUUGAGUUAAGAGACUUUAUUGUGCAUGGAACUACUCCUCUUCAAACUGGGAUGUCACCUCUUCUAUUACCUGAGCACUUCGUUUUGCAGAAGCCUGCAACUUCUCAAUCACAAGCGGAUACACAGGAAGCUACUCUUUUUCACACAGCGAUGCCUUCUCUUCCUGUACCUGAACAUUGCACUUUGCAGGAGCCUACAACUUCUAAAUCACAAGCUGAGUUAAGAACGGAAACACACAAAGCUACUCUUGUUCACACAGUGAUGCCUUCUCUUCCUGUACAUGAACAUUACAUUCUGCAGAAGCCUGCAACUUCUCAUUCACAAGGUGAGUUAAGAACGGAGACAGACGAAGCUACUCCUUUUUACACAGCGAUGCCUUCUCUUCCUGUACCUGAACAUUACAGUCUACAGAAGCCUUCAACUUCUCAAUCACAAGCUGAGUUAAGAGCGGAUAUGCGCAAAGCUACUCUUGUUCACACAGUGGUGCCUUCCCUUCCUGUAACUGAACAUUGCACUUUGCAGAAGCCUGCAACUUCUCAAUCACAAGUUGAGCUGAGAGACCUGGUUGCGGAUACCCACGAAGCUAGUCGUGUUCACAUUGUGGAACCUGAGGCUUGUCCUGAUUUCACCUCAGUAGACAAACCAGAUAUAGUUACGAGUCGCAGUCUCACAGCCAGGAAAGCUCCAGCUCCAAAGAGAUCACUGAAAGAUUGUAGAAUGAAUCAAGAUAGAAGAGUGGAGGAGAUUCACAGGAGACGUGCGGGUCACAAGCCCAUAAGGUUUCCAAGAGUGAUGUGCAGCUCUGUUGUUAUGGAUAAUGAGAAGCUGAGAGUUUUGAAUCUGGAGAAGAAGGUUGAGAAAGCAGGCGGGUUGAACGAAUGGGUUGGAUCUAUAGGAUUAGGGAGAGAGUUUGAGAGGAUGUUGAGAGGACAGAGGAUGAGUAAGUUUCAGAUGGCGAAUUUGACAAUGGAGAAGCUGAAGCAGAUGGGUGCUUUAGCAGUUGGACCAAGAAGAAAGCUUAUACAUGCAAUUGGUUGUGUCUAUCACCCACAUUGUCUACGUGCUUCCUUUAACUAUCUAUGAAAGUUUAGUUAUUUAAUUGGGUCCAAUAAAACUUAGCUAUGCUU
Messenger RNA from Arabidopsis arenosa, 2599 nucleotides. Lineage: Eukaryota; Viridiplantae; Streptophyta; Magnoliopsida; Brassicales; Brassicaceae. The record is from the annotation of a GenBank genome assembly.